Molecule: messenger RNA, 681 nt
Organism: Nestor notabilis (Kea)
Lineage: Eukaryota; Metazoa; Chordata; Aves; Psittaciformes; Psittacidae
Product: transcription cofactor HES-6-like
Exons: 4
Coding region: 1-681 (226 amino acids)
Biological process (GO): regulation of neurogenesis; anterior/posterior pattern specification; regulation of transcription by RNA polymerase II
Cellular component (GO): nucleus
Molecular function (GO): RNA polymerase II cis-regulatory region sequence-specific DNA binding; DNA-binding transcription factor activity, RNA polymerase II-specific; protein dimerization activity
Source: RefSeq, a predicted model, not a curated record
AUGACCGCCACGGCCACCUCCGGCAGCACCCACAAGCUGGCCAGCACCAAGGAGGAAAGGAAGUUAAGGAAACCCCUCAUUGAGCGGAAGCGAAGGGAAAGGAUUAAUAACUGCUUGGACCAACUAAAAGAGACAGUUGUGGGCGCAUUUCACCUGGAUUCUAAACUGGAAAAAGCAGACAUCCUCGAAAUGACGGUGAAGCACCUCCAGAAUAUCCAGAGCAGCAAGCUGAUGGCUGACUCCAAAGUGGGUCUGGAAGCCCAGCAGCGGUACAGCACCGGGUACAUCCAGUGCAUGCACGAGGUGCACAACCUCCUCCUCACCUGCGAGUGGAUGGACAAGACUCUCGGGGCACGCCUCUUGAACCACCUGCUCAAAUCUUUGCCCAGGUCGGGUGAAGAUGCCUGCAAAGCAGCACUGAGGUCUUCAAGCCCAUCUCAGCAGCCUCUCUUGACACCAAAAGGCCCCCUGAGCCCUAAGGGGAGCACUCGGGGCACAAACCCAUCGCAGGAGCGCUUCUAUGCUGCAGAGAACAAGCAGGCUUUGAAAAACUCCUUCCAGCUGCCACCGCUGUCUGUUUUCAGCCAGGCUGAUGCUGCACCUCCCAGACAGGUCCUGCAGCCCAAUUUUUCCCAUAACAACCCUAGAAUGGGGUCAUUAGAUAUGUGGAGACCAUGGUAA